Pseudomyrmex gracilis is the source of this 1506-nucleotide messenger RNA. RefSeq names its product nudC domain-containing protein 3. The record is from RefSeq and is a predicted model, not a curated record. Gene Ontology annotation, cellular component: cytoplasm. NCBI's taxonomy places the organism in Eukaryota, Metazoa, Arthropoda, Insecta, Hymenoptera, Formicidae. The coding region runs from base 327 to 1259 and encodes 310 amino acids. The transcript has 4 exons. Gene Ontology annotation, biological process: protein folding.
GAGUUUUAUAUGUCUUUUACAUUUUUUUCAAAAUAUCGAGACACGUGCGUACAUGUAUACUAAAGAGAUGUGUACCUGUUGAAACGCGCCAUAUUGUCAAAGUCAGCUGUACACAAUUCGGAGCCAUAUAUGUCCAUCGAGAGUUCUGUUUACUAUAAAUUUUUUCUGAACUUGGAGCUGUUACUACAUGUAUAAGUUUGUUCUAAAUUACGUUUAGUCACUUAUUCUCUCUUACAAACAACUAACAAUUCUAGAGUUUUGUCUGUCAAACACAAUAUAAAAGUUUCACCACAGAACUUCGUGGUGAUUUUCUUUUGUAUACAAUCAUGGAUUCGAAACACGACGAAUCGUUAAUGCACGUACUUCGCGAAUCAAAAAACGUGGCUAAUUUCUUGGAUACUAUUUUUGGAUUCUUAUACAGAUGCACAGAUUUUUAUGAAGAACACCCGAAAAACUCUAUGCAGAAAAUAGGAUUUGCACACAAAGAAAUAGAUAUACUUGUGGCAAGCACUUUGAGCAGAUGGAAGGAUUGGGCAUUAAAUUCUUCACGGAAGAGAAAAUUGUCUACAGAUAAUUGUAAAACUAAUGAGAAUAAUGCAGAAUGUUUUAAUUCCACAAAAGAGACCAAAAAAACUGCACCAUGUAACGACUCUGAUAACACAGUUUCUUCUGCAAAAUCAUCCAAUACAGAUCACACAGCAGACAGUUACAAUGGAGCUGUGAGAGAUAAUUAUGUCUGGACUCAAACUCUUACUGAUUUGGAUGUACUUGUGAACAUACCGGAAUAUGUAAAAUCAUCUAGCUUUCUCAAAGUCAAUAUAACUUCGGAUGAAAUCAGAAUUGACGUUAAGUCGUCUGAUUCUGGAGAAGAUUCCACUUGGAAAAAUCUUUUCAAUGGCAAAUUUAGUUUCAAAAUUCGGAAAGAUGAAUCUAUGUGGAGUAUUGUACCCGGGAAACAAAUCAGUAUUCAUCUUGAAAAAGUUACUGAAACAUGGUGGGAUGCUUUGAUAGUUAACGAACCGAAAAUCGAUUUACGCCAGAUAGACUGUUCGAAAAAUUUUGACGAUAUGACGCCAGAUGAACAAAUGAAAGUGCAAGAAUUGAUGUGGAAUCAUCAACAGAAACUCUCGGGCAAUGAAACUACAGAUGAGAAGAAAAAUCGCAAAAAUAUAGAGGCAAGUUUGAAAAAAGCAUGGGAUGCAGAAGGAUCGCCUUUCCGAGGUAAACCUUAUGAUCCAUCUGUUCUCAAAUUUAAUUAGUAUAUGUGUUAAUCUUUUGUGCAAUAUAUCUGAUGUUAUAAAUUAAAAUACAUAUUGUAUAUUGAUACUUCUACAAAUUUUACGUGUAUCAAUUGCAUUGUUCUGCGAAAUAUUUCUAUUUUGUAUGCAUUUUGUACUUAUUUUAUAUUUAAGAUAAAAAAAUUGCGGAAAAAAAACAAACUUAUUUAUGUGCGUUUCAACUAAUUAUAUUUAGAGAUUUUACUGAAAAAAAACUCACAACAGUUUA